AUAUAAUAGUUUGCUUGUUACUAGUUAAUUAGUUAUUAAUAAAUAGGAGGACGUGAACAUUAAACGUACGUUUUUAUUAUACUUACGGAGUUUUUACAGUUAAUUUGAAAAAAUGUCUAUUCUAAGAAUUGAUACUAAUGUUUCACAUUUGGACAUUGAUGACGCAUUUUUAGUGGAAAGUACAGAAGCUCUUGCUAAAACUUUAAAAAAACCAAAAUCUGAAAUUUUAGUAUUUGUUAAUGGAAACCAACCUAUUCUUAUUGCUGGUUCUGAUGAACCAGCAAUAAUUGUAUCAUUACUCAGCGUAGGUGGUAUAAAUGAAAUUGAUAACAAACUCCACUCGGCUGCAUUGUUUUCAUUAAUAACAAAAUACCUAAAAAUAAAUGAAAAUAGAAUUACAAUUGCAUUCAGUCCAAUUGAACCACAUGCCAUGGGACACAAUGGAAAAAUGGUGGUUCAAUAAAACUUAAUUAUUCAUAUUGUAUAAGCUAUAAACUAUUUUUUUUAAAUAUUAUUGAUCAAAAAAAUUGGUUGUAUUUCAAAAGGAGUUAUUAUGACAAAGUAAUAUAUAAAAAAUAAAUAUUUAAGUACAUUAUGAUGUAAUAUUAUAUUAUAAUAAAACAAAAUUCUAUCAAUUUAAA
Acyrthosiphon pisum (pea aphid) is the source of this 641-nucleotide messenger RNA. Its product is annotated as macrophage migration inhibitory factor-like. Gene Ontology annotation, molecular function: phenylpyruvate tautomerase activity. Lineage: Eukaryota; Metazoa; Arthropoda; Insecta; Hemiptera; Aphididae. The record is from RefSeq and is marked provisional.